AUCCUUGACGGACUCUUUGUAUUCUGACCCCGGAGGUCUUCUAUUGCCAACUACUCCUCCCGAGGGCAGGUAUCCCAAAGGGGAGCUUUAAUCGAAAAUGUCUUCAAGAAUGUCUGAACGAUGCCCGGUAUCUAACUCAGCAGGAGGAGUCUGUCCGGUGGGCUCGGUUGCUGGGAGCAAGAGAGGCAGUCGCAUGGGACCUCGUGGAUGUACUUUCUCCGGUUUCGCGCAGCCUGGGGACGUUCAUACCGCUUUUGGAAUCCCACCAAACGUCAACGUAGAGGAUUUUCUCCGCCAAAGAGAACGCAGGGCUAUCAAUGAACUGCUCUAUUCUAGUGUGCCUUCCAUGGCUGAGAUUGCAGAGAUCCAGAAUGCCAAGGGCGUGAAGAGCCUUGACAAGCUCAACGUGGAGGAGCGAGACUUGCUUGCUGUCGCACUCGGGGCGCCUGCACGCCAGGUCAUCCUGCGAGCAGAGGAGAUCGGACCGGUCACCGGCUGGCGUGAUGGCUACCUCAGCACAGAGUAUGGGUUUCAGCCUCCUGAUACUAGCGAAGCUCCAGGUGCGCUACGAAAUUCUCCUGGUAGAGUCUGGAUGGACCUUUGCGAAAGAAUGCCCGGCUGCGUCGCAAGAGGUCGCGUUCGAGAGGCUGUCGCAGCGCUUCCCAUCGUGGAGGGCACUGCUGAUGCCAUUCCUGAUAAGGCGCUGUGGGCAGCGCUCGUCGCGUUGGGCAUGCUGUGCUCCAUCUACAGGUACGAAGAGAGACAUGAUGGCAACGAAGGGAUCAACGUCUCGGCAAAGCCUCUUAGGCUCGCAGGGGUCGAGAUGAGCGACGAUCUCGGCGAUGAAGUCAAAGGCAUCCCUCGCAGCAUCGGGCUUCCCUAUGUCCAGAUCUGCAUCCGGAUGGGCCGGUCAAUUCCCCAUCUCACGUUCUUUGAUCAGUCCUCUUUCAACGUGGACUAUAUCGACCCUCUUUCUAGAUAUCCAUACGUCGGGCGCUUCGACAAUACACGCCUGCGUUGGGGAAUGUUUGGCGAUAGCGCUGAGAACGCCUUCUUGAAAGGAUGCGCCGACACCUCGGCCAGCUUCCAACAUGGCCCAGAUGCCAUCGCGGCUUGCCAGGAGCAUGUCAUGAACAGGAACAACGAGGGUCUGCUUCGAGAACUCAUUCGCUUGAAAGAGAUCCUCGAACGCAUGCCUACCGCUUUCAACACUAUUUCUCCCAACAAUCGCUCUGGGGAGAACUACGUCUCUCCAGCUGAGUGGGUUCGCUGGGCAAAGUUCUCGGCGCCGUUGUCCAAGCGUUGUCCGGCAACGUCUGGUCUUCAAUUUCCUCCAUACCUUGUCAUGGACGCCUUCCUCGGUCGCAAGAAGUACGACUGCUUCCUCGGGGCCGAAGGAGUACAUCUUCGGGCGUGGCUUCCGUCUAACCUCCGAGCAUUCAUCGCUGCCAUCGAGUACCAUUACCAAAUUCCGGAAUACGUUAAGGCUUCUGGUGAUCCGAGGCUAAUCGGCGUUCUGGAUGGAGUAGUGGAAGCUUAUACGGGCGAGCGCGGCUUCAUGGGCGUUCAUCGAUACAAGGUCUUUGGGCUCCUGGAAUGUGCGGGCAAGACUGGAAGAACCGAGACGAAUGGUGCAUCCGGAGCGGCCGAUGCUAUGCGGCCUUGGGAGCAGACGCACAAGGAGUUCUCGGAAUCUAUGAAGGAGCGAUUGGAACCAUUCCGUGGCAACUUCGAAACCCAACCCCACGAAAUGCGCGGCACAUUCGAGGAGAUGAGAUAUCGUGGACGCGUAUUGAGCAGGAACUUUGUUGAUUCGGAUCCGAAGCGCUCUAUCGCGAUGAUCACGCUCGAUAUUCAAGAGUCAGGUAUCACUUUUCAGCCUGGGGAUCGACUCGCUGUAAUGCCGAUGAACAGCUGGACAGAGUGCGCCAAGGUAGCUGCAGCGCUGGGCCUUGAUUCUAUGCUUGAGGAACCGGUAAUGCUCGAUCGCACCUGGUCGCGGUAUGCUGAGCACCUCGGCUCGGUGUCACGCACCCAAAGACCCCAGCUGACCGUCAUCGAUAUCCUUCGCAAAGGCCAUCUAGCGCCAAUCACAAAGGUGCUCGCGACAAAGCUGCACACUAUGCUCCGGGCUUCAUCAAACGCGGUCCUCCAGGUGCUUGCCACUACCGAGUGGCCUGUUCGGGCUUCUCUGGGGGAUCUGCUCCAGUCAGCCGUCAAGGACACCUCGGCCCGGGUUUGGGAUCAAGCCUUCGACUUGUCCGGCAAUCUUUCAUGGCUUGCAGACCUUAUCCCGGUUGAAGUUCCAAGGACGUACAGCAUCUCCACCUGCUCCGACGAACUUCUGCCGAGCACAGUCGAUCUUACCAUCUCGCGAUCCGAAUACGAUCUUUGUUCUACCUUCGCUGGCAACAUGAAAGUCACGCGCAAUGGAGUCAGCAGUGGCUUUCUCAAUCCGCCUGUAGGCGAAGAAAUGGACGUCGUCGACGACGAGGAACUUCUCAUCGGCGUAUCGCGGCCCUUCGCGUUCCAGCUCCCUUUUGAUGAUACCUCCCCUGUUGUAAUGUUUGCCGGCGGGAGCGGCAUUGCCCCUUUCCGGAGCUUUUGGCAAUCCCGUUGCGGUCGCGCCUGGGGAAAGACCAUCCUCUACCUGGGAGUCCAGUCGCGUGAGAAGUUCUGCUAUGAAGCCGAGCUCCGUCAAUACGUCAACGAAGGCUUGAUGGAGGUCCACACAGCCUUUUCCCGCGACUCGCGAGGCCUUGUGUAUGACCCAGUGUCAAGAGACUUGAUCGAGCGAGAGAUACCGCCGCGAUAUAUUGACGGUCUCAUCGUGGAACAAGGACAGACCAUCUGCGACCUGGUUAUGUCAAAGAAGCAAGGUGGCAUUGGCGGUUAUUUAUACGUCUGUGGAUCUGUAGGUGUCUUCGACUCCGUCAUGGCCGGCAUCCGCAAGGCCCUCUACAAUCACCGAUCUCCGACGAUGGAGACUGCCGAGACAAUCCUCAACACCGCCUUUGCCGAGAAACGCUUCAUGCUCGACGUGUUCAUGACACCCAAGCCACUCCCAUGCAACCAGCCCACCAUUCCUCUAUCGCAUCUUGCGAUGCAUACCGGCCACACACCUAAUUCUCGCGUGUGGAUCGGUGUGCAUGGGAAGGUCUACGACGUGACCGACUUCUGCCCUAUGCACCCAGGAGGCACGAACAUCAUCAAGUCUAAUGGCGGUGUUGACUGUUCCAAGUCAUUCGACCUCCUGGCUCAUACCAAUAAUCCAGAGGUGUCGUCACUGCUGACGAAGUACUACAUCGGCGAGAUGACGCCCAAGCCUUCCUACCAUUCGGAAGAAGUCGGCAUGCUCUACGAGCUCUGGAAGAGCUACCUUCGCGUCGCAACCGAACAAGUGGUUGCGUCACAUUUUGAAGUCGGAAUGAUUAUGGAGUCCUCCAUAGUAUGGUUCCAAGGUGACUUGUUCAACAUGGGCGGUGUCCGCAGGUUCUACCACUAUCAGUCGCGCCUGCUCCAGGGUGGCUUCUCCGCGCUGUUCGGUGCCAAACUUCAAGAGCUGUUCCUCAAGCUCUCUUUCACCCUCGCGAAUGCCUCUUCCUCUACCGGUCCAACCAAGCUUCCGGACGUCCUCGGGAUCAUCGCUCGCGCCAAGGGCUCGACUGAUGCUGUUACCGCAUCCAAUGAAAUUUCCCAGAUCGGGCAGUUUACCUGCAACAGCGAAUCAGCCAGGCACCAUGAGAAGGGCAUCAUCGCAUAUGCUCAGCGCUCGGUCCAAUAUGACAUGGAGUUUCUUGAAGCUAUUCGCGAAGAAGCAUGCGCUGGCAUGGAUGCCUUCGACACUAUCAUGGAUCUUGAUGCACAAUCGGAAACCCAACGCACUGCCGCCCUCUCUACUUUCCUGAUGCAGGUUCUUGAACGAAUGGCGAAUCGUCUCGAGGGCUUCUACACUAAGCUCGCCCGCUACUCAGUAUUCCAGCCGGAAAUGGAGCGCAACCCAGCUCGAGCGCGCUGGAACAUCCUCAAACGCAAAAUCUGGGAUGGCUCUUUCUUCGUCCUGACCCGCGAUUCUUCCAUGAGCGUCGCGCAUAUGCAUCAACCUCACCGCGCUCCGGAAGGCGUCGACUUCGAUCAUGUCAUCAAUCAGAUCCAGCGUCAGCUUGACAACGCCUCGAUUUCCUCGCCCCGGCAGAUGGGUCUAAACGAGCAGCAUGCUGUCAGGGCAAUGAACACUCCGAGUGGCGCACCGGCCUACGAGCAACACUAUCAGACUAACGCACUCAAAGCGAUGUCGACUUUCAUCGACAACAACAAGCGCGCAAUUCGCCGCCUGAGUAAGCUGCCGCAAGCAAUCAACCUCGAGCAACUAAUGCAGACCUAUGGCUCGAUGCCUCAACUCAGCAACGGCCUUCCUACUCCGCCCUCCAGUCAAUCACCCAGCCGAUCCCCGUCUACCUCAAAAGCAGCGAGGAAUCCCCUCGCCAGACGCAAUACCGUCAACGACGGGCAUCACCAUCCCGGAAUGAUGCACCAACGCCGGAAUACCGCCACUUCCGACACGUCGAUGCCCAAUACGCCGGCGCAUGUAUCACCCGCUGCCGCCAUGUCAGCUCUCAUGACAGGAAUGAACACGCGUGCGAAGCAAAGCGGCACUGGGCUUCCAUCACCACCACAAAGCGCGACCGGGGCGACCCCGAUGAUGGAUCGCAUGCGCUCCAUGCAAUUGUCCACAUCGCAGAAGGCUAUGAACCCUAACACGUCUGCACCCACCGAUGUUAUGCAUACGCGAUCGAUAAGUACCACUAGCAACCUCCGAGCGUUCAGGCUGCAGGCUAGUGCUCUAGCAGGUGGGAUGAGCAAGAGAGGCGAUGCAUCCCAUUGAGGCGGAUGCAAAUGGUCCUCGGACAUGCAUCUCGGUUUCUAAAGAAAGAAAAAAAAUUGAUACCAUGGGUUUUGAAUUUCUUGUAUUUAAUACUGGUUUAUACCGACACUUCCAUCAACCACGAUCCGCUUGAUGCGGCGUGGAAUAGAAUUCAUUCGCUUCAUCCCAUAAUCAUCUUGUUAUACAUGCUUUGCCGCCUGCUUUCUGAGGCGCAACUUCUCGACCUGCAAGAUCGACGUAGCCGAAGCUAACUGCCUGUUGCAACCUUCGACUCAAUAACUCAUACUCAUUCCAGGUCCCUUAGGG
Molecule: messenger RNA, 5191 nt
Organism: Trematosphaeria pertusa
Lineage: Eukaryota; Fungi; Ascomycota; Dothideomycetes; Pleosporales; Trematosphaeriaceae
Exons: 7
Coding region: 98-4885 (1595 amino acids)
Cellular component (GO): cytosol
Molecular function (GO): NADPH-hemoprotein reductase activity; metal ion binding; FMN binding
Source: RefSeq, a predicted model, not a curated record